AUGCCUCCGAUUAAUAGGCUAGAUAGGAACCCGUGGCAGGAUCCGAAGUCCAUCCGCGACAGGGUUGACGCCGAAGGCAUACAGAGGUGGCACGAAAAUAAUCUGAAGGAGAUCCGCAAGGUGCAGCACCGCGCAGACUUUGACUCUAAGGACAAGCUUGGAAGUGAGGUUCUUGCUGCGCGCAAGGAGCUAGACCAAAUAAGACAAGCAGUUAAGCAAGCAAACGUAGUGUGCAGACGCGAGAAACUCCUGAAGCUGUACAGUCUCGAUUUUGAACGCCAACGCCAGGAGCUACAGCGCCUUGGCUACGACAUAAAGGUGGUGGCUCCGUAA
Messenger RNA from Giardia duodenalis, 333 nucleotides. RefSeq lists its product as uncharacterized. NCBI's taxonomy places the organism in Eukaryota, Fornicata, Diplomonadida, Hexamitidae. The transcript has a single exon. The record is from RefSeq and is a predicted model, not a curated record. Bases 1 to 333 code for a protein of 110 amino acids.